AUGCUGCUCACCCUGCCCAAGGACUGCGCCCUCAUCGACCGCCUCAUCGAGAAGGUCGCCCUCGCCCGCCGCCGCGGCGUCACCGGCGAGGACUUCAACCGCCAGCUGUCUGCCUUCUUGGCCUGCUGCCCCGAGCUGGCCCAGCGCUUCCACGUCGAGGAUACGCCCGAAUUGCGCCUGCUCAAGCGCCGUCCGAGCAGUGGUAGCGAAGUGUCGUCGCACAACAGCUCUAACGAGCAGCUCGCCACCGGUGGCCGCAAGCACACUCGCGGCGGACGCAAGCACAAGCGCAGCCCGAAGAUGAAGGCCAAUCCGUUCGACUACAGCAACAACCGUGUCCUGGACGAUUCUGACGUCGACUUUCUCAUGGGUCGUCGCUAG
Lasiodiplodia theobromae is the source of this 381-nucleotide messenger RNA. RefSeq lists its product as uncharacterized. NCBI's taxonomy places the organism in Eukaryota, Fungi, Ascomycota, Dothideomycetes, Botryosphaeriales, Botryosphaeriaceae. The transcript has a single exon. The record is from RefSeq and is a predicted model, not a curated record. The coding region runs from base 1 to 381 and encodes 126 amino acids.